AUGUCACCUCAAUACUCGGAGCUCAUGGAACGGUUCAUGCCACUAGACUACGCUGCGACAGACACAAAUGAGGAGCUUGUCAAGACCAUUAUCAAUCACAAAUACACUCAAGACGAGUUCCAAGGCGUAGUGGACGAAAAGCGACGUUUGAUCAUUGAACGUCUCCUUGACCACUUUUGUGCAAUCCAGGGUAUUGAUACAGAGUUUUAUCUGAGUACGCCUAAAGAGACUUGCUCAGUCAAAUUCCGUGAUGACGAGAGGACUUUUGUGAUCCAGAAUCUACCUGACUACGAAGAUCCACGUCUUAUCGCAGAAGAAAUCUGCGAGCACAGGAUUACAAGAAGGGAGACGAAGGGAUUGUUCAGCAAACUACGACAGACAGUAGUGGAGAACGAGAUUCAGAAACUCGCAGAGAAGAAAGGCUUCGACAUAUCCUUCUUUGACCUGGAAGAGACAGAUUUCUACGACGAUGAACCAGAUAGUGAUACCGUACAGAAAGAUUGCCCGACCACGCCAGGCGCGCCCGACAGCCACUCUCCUCCCCAGCCUCCCAGCACUGUGAAUGAGGGACAACUGCCUCCUGUUUUGAUCAAACGGCGAAUCGACAGCCUCGAGGAUACAGCGUCCUCUGCCCCUCCUCACUCUCCCUCGAUCCCUCAAACUCCACCCAUAAAUCUCACUUCUUCUCAGCCCUUACAUCUCCCACCCCCAACUACUCACCUCAAAUCACCUGAACUCCAGCAUUCACUCAUUACCACCAGCCGUGAGGAAGCCCAUCGCCAUAACCUUCUCACCGAUCCACAGCAAAAACAACACGAAUCUCAGACAACCACGAGACCUCACUUUACCGAGACAGCUACUGAAGAGGCGCCAAAGUUACAGGCCACUAAAGCGACAGUGACUGAAACACCAGCGACGACAGCUCUCAAGGUCACUAAAGCAGAAGUGAUGGCGUCCACGACAACCCCAACUCUGGACGAGUUGGACAAGAUGUCACAAGCGGCUCUUGAGCAACUCCAAGAGAUCAAGGACCUCCAAAAUUUAGGAGACCCCUGGAAGACCACAGCCAUGAAAGCAGCGAAAACCGGGCUUAGUGCACUACUUUACAGACUGCAAAACGAGGGACACGACCAAGCCCACGAAACAAUCAAGGGUAUUGAGAAAAAAAUCACCUUCAAAGCGUCUGAAAUCCCAGAUGGGUUGAAAGACUAUCGAGUGAAAUAUGCAUACUCAAAGUACGAGCCGAAGGCCCUCACGUGGCGGGAAUACAUCCGCAUUAAGGUCGCGACGUACCAUGCAGAAGAAUACCUUGGUAUACCUCACAAACCGGCCAGAGCUACAAGAAAGAGGACUAUAUCCAAGGAUCUAGACACAAAGACUACAUCCAAGGACAUAGACACAAAGGCUGCGACCGAGGAUCGGGUGACAAAGGACAUUAUCAAGACUGAAGAAGACAGAGCGCCAUCAACAUUGGACAGUCGGUCUGUGGUGUUGAAAAGGAACCAUCUCAAUCAAGAGGAAGACAGGGCUUCUAUAACCUCAGGACACAAACGACAAAAGUCUAUAACAUUAGACGAAACCCAGACUGAACUUGUCUUUCGCAUCAAGGGUCCCUACUGGUUAGCAGAUGGCCAACUGCACGGCUAUACAAUCUACUCGGUAGACUUCUUCCGCCAGGGAACCGUGGUAGCCUACUUGAAGAGAGGUUAUGAGCUGAUAUGGCAGAGGGUCGAUCCUGGGGAAGACGGGACUUACAAUAUUGGAAGAAAGGUUGCCCACUCGUACUCGAAACAUGGGGACAGCUUCAGUGAACACGUCACAGCAGAGAACUCGUGGGUUGAUGGAGUUCCUGACAAGAUAAGAAAGACUGGGCUCGAGGCUAGAUUUUUCCGCCAUGACGAUAGAGGAUUUCUAAUCUUCUAUCGCAAGGGCAACGAAUUCACAUGGGGGUAUCGCACUCCGUCGUCGCAGCCUCAUGGUCAUUUCGAGAUCAUCGGCGACGAGGUCAGCCCAUUGAACAAUAUCGACUCCUUUUACGAUGAGAAGUGGAUUGCGGACAACAUCGAGCAACCGACCUACACACAAGACGAAGCUGAAGAAGUUGACAUGCUUUGGUCAAAUGCUUGA
Talaromyces amestolkiae is the source of this 2127-nucleotide messenger RNA. RefSeq lists its product as uncharacterized. NCBI's taxonomy places the organism in Eukaryota, Fungi, Ascomycota, Eurotiomycetes, Eurotiales, Trichocomaceae. The transcript has a single exon. The record is from RefSeq and is a predicted model, not a curated record. The coding region runs from base 1 to 2127 and encodes 708 amino acids.